CCUGCCUGACCACUGACUCCCCAGGAGCGUGGGCUUUUAAACCUGUGUCUGCUGUGACUAAUAGAAAUGCACACAUCACAGCAGACACAGGCAGCCCGGGGUGAGACACAUCUGGUCUUUUCCAGCCUGUGUGGGGGCCCCAGCUCCUCAACGGAGCAAGAAAGCAUCUCCCUGGCAGGAGAUCUGGAGCCAGGUGAAUCAAGAAACCUGCGUGUCCACUUCCUGGGCGUCAGGCCUUUCCUUCCCUGGCCUCAGCUCCCCAUCUAUUCAAUAGGAAGAACCCUUUGGGAUUUCUUUGGAAGGAAAGGGGGAUUUUAUUUUUUUUAAUAGCAGUGCUAUCAGAUCUUUGGUCGAGACCCCAAGAGAAGGGGAGAUUUUGCUUUAAAAGGAGCCCUUCCCAGCUGGGCACAGUGGCUCACACCUGUGAUCCCAGCACUUUGGGUGGCCGAGGCGGGCGGAUCACUUGAGGUCAGGAGUUUGAGACCAGCCUGACCAACAUGGUGAAACUCCAUCUCUAGUAAAAAUACAAAACUAGCUGGGCGUGGUGGCGCAUGCCUGUAAUCCCAGCUACUUGGGAGGCUGAGGCAGGAGAAUCGCUUGAACCCCGCAGGCGGAGGUUGUAGUGAGCCGAGAUCGGGCCACUGCACUCCAGCCUGGGUGACAAGAGCAAAACUCCGUCUUAAAAGAAAAAAAACAUUAAAAAGAGGAGCCCCUCCCCCUUUCACUUCCUCUCCUCCGCGAUCGCAGCUCUCAGCUGGGCCACAGCGUAGGCGGUCGUGCGUAUCCGGGGCUGCGCUCCCAGGCUGCAGGGGUGUCAGUGUGUCAGGCGAGGAGGAGGAGGAGAAGGUGGCGGCAAGGUCGCGGUCCGAGGCUCCGGCGCUCCCUGCAGCCUAACUCCCAGCCCAGGCUUUCUCCGCUGCGCGGAUAAAAGGCCGGCCUGCCCCGCCCCCGCGCCCCGGAGCUGCAGCUGGACUGGCGCAGACAGGCUGGGCGCCGAGCGCAGGCACCCAGGGCUCCCCAUGAGCGCACGUGGGCCCGACUGAGAUCGCGCCAUGGGGCAGGCGGGCUGCGGGGGUCUCUGCCUGUCGCUGUUUGACUACAAGACCGAGAAGUAUGUCAUCGCCAAGAACAAGAAGGUGGGGCUGCUGUACCGGCUGCUGCAGGUUUCCAUCCUGGCGUACCUGGUCGUAUGGGUAUUCCUGAUAAAGAAGGGUUACCAAGACGUGGACACCUCCCUGCAGAGCGCCGUCAUCACCAAAGUCAAGGGUGUGGCCUUCACCAACACCUCGGAUCUCGGGGAGCGGCUCUGGGACGUCGCUGACUACGUCAUCCCACCCCAGGGAGAGAACGUCUUUUUCGUGGUCACCAACCUGAUCGUGACCCCCAACCAGCGGCAGAACGUCUGUGCUGAGAAUGAAGACAUUCCUGAUGGCGCAUGCUCAGAGGACAGUGACUGCCACUCAGGAGAGGCGGUUACAGCUGGAAAUGGAGUGAAGACCGGCCGCUGCCUGUGGAGAGAGAACUUGACCAGGGGCACCUGUGAAAUCUUUGCCUGGUGCCCACUGGAGGUGCGCUCCAGGCCGGUGGAGCCGUUCCUGAAGGAUACCGAAGACUUCACCAUUUUCAUAAAGAACUACAUUCGUUUCCCCAAAUUCAACUUCUCCAAGAGCAAUGUGAUGGAUGCCAAGGACAGAGCUUUCCUGAAAUCCUGCCGCUUUGGCCCCAAGAACCACUACUGCCCCAUCUUCCGCCUGGGCUCUGUGAUCCGCUGGGCGGGGAGUGACUUCCAGGAUAUAGCCCUGGAGGGUGGUGUGAUAGGAAUUAAUAUUGAAUGGAACUGUGAUCUUGAUAAAGCUGCCUCUGAGUGCCACCCUCACUAUUCUUUUAGCCGUCUGGACAAUAAGCUUUCAAAAUCUGUCUCCUCUGGGUACAACUUCAGAUUUGCCAAAUAUUACCGAGAUGCAUCCGGGGUGGAGUUCCGCACCCUGAUCAAAGCCUACGGGAUUCGCUUUGACGUGAUGGUGAAUGGCAAGGCAGGGAAGUUCAGCAUCAUCCCCACCGUCAUCAACCUGGGCUCUGGGGUGGCGCUCAUGGGUGCUGGGGCUUUCUUCUGUGACCUGGUACUCAUCUAUCUCAUCAAAAAGAGAGAGUUUUACCGCGACAAGAAGUACGAGGAAGUGAGGGGCCUAGAAGACAGUUCCCAGGAGGCCGAGGACGAGGCAUCGGGGCUGGGGCUAUCUGAGCAGCUCACAUCUGGGCCGGGGCUGCUGGGGAUGCCGGAGCAGCAGGGGCCGCAGGAGCCACUCGAGGCAGAGCGGAGCAGCGGUCAGAAGGGGAAUGGCUCGGUGUGCCCGCAGAUCCUGCAGUCCAGUAGGAUGAGGCGGGCAGAUCACCUGAGGUCAGGAGUUGCUGACCAGCCUGGUCAACAUGGCGAAAACCGGUCUCUACUAAAAAUAAAAACAAUUAGCUGGGUGUGGUGGUGUGCACCUGUAAUCCCAGCUACUCGGGAGGCUGAGGCAAGAGAAUCACUUGAACCUGGGAGGCGGAGGCUGCAGUGAGCCGAGAUUGUACCACUGCACUCCGGCCUGGCAACAGAAACUCCGUGUCAAAAAAGAAAGUGAAGAUCCAGGUGAUCCACUUAGGUGUGUGACUUCCUCACUGAAGCAAACAAAGCCUUGUAUUUUAUAACUUGGUUAGUUUUAGGUUUGGGAGGAAGCAAAAAGGCAGGGGUCAGGGCUGCUAGUUUGUAACCAGAUUUCAAAAUGGCUGGCAGAAGCUACAGAACCUGAGGAAAGUUAUACUAUUUGUUUCAAAUUGCAGCAAAAAUGUCUUCCUACAGUUAGUAGUUCCUACAGCCAGGAAGUACUUAUGGAGCGCCUGGGAUGUGUCAGGUGCCAGACCUGACGACGCUGCUGAGGCAGGGCUGAGCAUCACCAACACAAUCCCUGCCCUCAAGGGUUUCCAGUCUAACGGCGAGUAGACCCUUAAUCCAGUGAUCAUGCCUGUCAUCCCGCAGGAAAUGGGGUGUUGCAGAGUUCAAUGAGUAGCCAGAGGUUUCCCCAAGGAGGUGACCUAUGAGUUGAAAUCUGAAAGGGUAUAGCAGCCUAACUAGGUGACAGGGAAAGCAUUCCAGGUAAGGGACACACAGGUGUGAAGAGGUGCUCUGACAUGGGUAGGUGCAACUGAGAACCUGGGCGAGGGCCACAGACAGGAGGCAGGCUUGGUGAGGCUUUUGUUUAAUCUUACAGUUGACUGUCGUUAACUGUAAGGGUUGUCCCUUUAGACUUCACUUCCUUAGAGGACUGACUCAGGCUCAUUGUUUCCCCCAGCCAGCCACGAGUUCCAGUGGUCUCUUUACUGUCCAUUGGGGCCCCAUGCUCAGAAGAGCCAGGGAUCCCAUGACAGCUUCUGGACUGCCACUCUUCCAGUUUCCUUGUUUUUUGCACAGCUCCCGGCUCCCAUCUUUUUUCUGCAUAAUCUUGGUGCAAGAGUGGGAGGCUCAUUCAUUUGAUGGAAACUGGCUUUUAAAUGGGGAGAAGUGAAGCAGGAACUCGAGCUCCUUUUCAACUUGGGCACUGGUAGCCUCAUCGGGAAGAUGAGUGUGCCAGCCUCUCAAGAGCUGCUCUCUGUUCUGAUAUUCCAGGAGCACGUGAAAUGCCUGUGCUUAUGGUCAGGCCUAUCCUAAAUCCAGCCAUCUAACACUGAGUUACCCAUGCCUUUGGGAAUGCUGUGAGCUGCCCAACAGGAAAUUUGUACGUCGGGUGCUAUCAAUGUCACACCACAGGGACCAGCCAUGAAAGAGCAAAGUGACCUCCACGUCCGAUGCUGGGGCCACCAGGACUGACCCAUCAUGGCUGUCUUUCUGCGCCCUCCCCCCGCCCCCCCACUCCACCACCUUCAGUUCUUCCAUUCUCCGUGGCUGGCUUCCUGCACUGGGGAAUGGGCUGUAAGUGGAGAACAUUGUUCUUGUUUCCUUGAGCACCUCAGAAUGGCAUCUUGCCUGUCUGGAAAAGGGCUCCAUUUGGCUCCACCCACUCCCCUCCCCAAGCGCUGCCGCUUUCCUUGGAGUGUACCCUGAGGGGAUCCAAGAACCUGCUCUCCUGAAGACACUGCCUUCCUGCCCGCUGUCUGCCUUCCAUUACACCAGGACACAAUUAAAUUGGGGAAGACGGCAGACACUUUCUGGGACCCACCCAAUAUAUGUAUUCGCUGACGCUCUUCUUUGGCCCUAAAACAAUAAAUUGUGUCAAUUUCAAA
Callithrix jacchus (white-tufted-ear marmoset) is the source of this 4257-nucleotide messenger RNA. The record is from RefSeq and is a predicted model, not a curated record. Lineage: Eukaryota; Metazoa; Chordata; Mammalia; Primates; Cebidae.